Molecule: messenger RNA, 1377 nt
Organism: Manis javanica (Malayan pangolin)
Lineage: Eukaryota; Metazoa; Chordata; Mammalia; Pholidota; Manidae
Gene: GPATCH4
Product: G-patch domain containing 4
Cellular component (GO): nucleolus
Molecular function (GO): nucleic acid binding
Source: RefSeq, a predicted model, not a curated record
CGGGGCAUCUCUAUGGUUUAGACAUCCUAGAAGGACCGGAACGACACUUCCGGGAAGAUGGCGGCGCACCAGUCAGAACGGGCACAUGUUUCCGCGGAGAGAACCUCACGGUGACGGGGUGAUCGUGACCUUGUCUCUGGUGAGGGCCAAAGGACAGUGACUCUUUUCUCACCAUGAGUGUCACCCCGGAGGUCAAGAGUCGUGGGAUGAAGUUUGCUGAGGAGCAGCUGCUAAAGCAUGGAUGGAAUCAUGGCAAAGGCCUGGGCCGGAAGGAGAACGGCAUCACCCAGGCCCUCAAGGUGACGCUGAAGCAGGACACUUAUGGGGUGGGCCAUGACCCUGCCAAGGAGUUCACAAACCACUGGUGGAGUGAGCUCUUCAACAAGACUGCAGCCAACUUGGUGGUGGAAACUAGGCAGGAUGGAGUACAGAUAAGGCACCUUUCUAAGGAGACCACCCGUCAUAAACAUCCCAAGCCCAACUUGCUGUAUCAGAAGUUUGUGAAGACGGCCACACUGACUCCAAGUGGGGAGAAGCCAGACAAGGACGUGGAGAGCUACAGUGAUGACGACAACCAGCGGCCCAGGCCUCCAAAGAUUCUGACCGAUGAGAUGCUGCUCCAAGCCUGUGAGGGGCGAACUGCACACAAGGCUGCCCGUCUGGGGAUCACAAUGAAAGCUAAGCUUGCUCGGUUGGAGGCCCAGGAGCAGGCCUUCCUGGCUCAUCUCAAAGGCCAGGACCCUGGGACCCCUCAACUGCAGUCUGAGAGCAGGCCCCACCGGAAAAAGAAAAAGAAGAAAAGGAAGCAGGAAGAGGAAGCAGCAGCAACUGAAAGGAACGCAGAGGAGACCCCAGAGCAUACCAACCGGAGCGCCAGGAAGAGCAAGAAAGGACAGCAUCAGGGAGAAAAGGUUGCAGGUGAGAGAGAGGAAACAGCACCGGGGAGUGAGGCAGGAGAGGCCACAGGAACAAGUGGGCUCUGGGAACCGAAGAGCAGAGAACCACCUGAUCAGUACUUCAGGACAAGGACACAGCAGCAGCAUGAAGAGGCGGUGGCAGUGAGGACCUCAGACAGAGGAGGAGCGCAGGCUGUCGGUGGGGUCAGGGCAGGGGAGGUAGAGAGCAGAGCACACACUGACCCACGCAACAGAAGCAGGAAGAGGCGGCAGCCUGAGGACCACGUGAACAUACAGGAGGAAGCAGGCCAGGAGGCUGUUAGACGGUGGGACCAGGGAGGCAGAGAGCAGAGCAUGCAGUGACAGGAAAAGCAAGAGCAAGAAGAGGCGGCGGCAUCAAGAGGAUGAGGAUGCCUUGGGUGCAAGGGAUGAAGGAGAUGAGGAGGUGGGCGAGACUAAGGAAGCAGAGCUCAGAGCACAC